Molecule: messenger RNA, 2386 nt
Organism: Porites lobata
Lineage: Eukaryota; Metazoa; Cnidaria; Anthozoa; Scleractinia; Poritidae
Source: the annotation of a GenBank genome assembly
AUGACUGGUGGUGUUGGUAUUUACAUCUCAUCCUCCCUAAAUGCAAUUCAUAGGUCACAUUUAAGCUUUAAACCUGUUGAGGCAGAAUCCUGCUGGAUAGAAAUCUUACAGGAACACAAACCUAGUAUAAUUGUGGGAUGUAUAUGCAGGCACCCCUCGUCUAAUCUUGAUAAUUUUAUAUCUCAACUAGAAAACCUCGUCAGUCCCUUAAACCAAUCCAAGCAUCAGGUUUUUAUCCUAGGGGACAUGAAUAUUGACUGUCUAAGAGCAGGUACACAUUCCAAAACUGAAGACUACCUUGAUAUGCUAUACAGUAGUAUAACCUCCUCCCAGUCAUAACAAAACCUACUAGGAACACAAGCCAUACUGCAACUCUUAUUGAUCAUAUUUACACAAAUGCCUCUACUGACCAAAUCAUACCUGGUAUUGUCACCACAGACAUAUCAGACCACCUGCCCACUUCCUGUUUCAUUAGAAGACAGAUAACAAGGCUAAAACCAAAGAGAUUCUUCAGGGACUAUUCAAAUUUUGACUCCAAGACCUAUCUGAAUGACAUUAAGUUAGUUGACUGGAGUAGCAUCCUAAAUGACCCAACCGACAUCCACACUAAAGCCAGCAGCUUUGUCAAAAAACUUAAAGGCACAGCCAAUAAACAUGAGCCAAUUAAACGCAUACCCGCAGCCGUCUAAAACAAAAGAUUCACAAACAAUGGGUAACAGAUACCUUAUUAAAUUCUAUAAGAAACAAGCAGAAAAUGUAUCGCAUGCACUUUCUUUCUAAAGAUCUACACAAGGUAGGUUACUAUAAAAAAUACUCAAAUACUCUGAAUAAGGCAGGGGUCGCACUAACGCUUUUGGUGUUUACAUUGGACAUAAAAUCUGUCAUCGCGUGCCUGCGACAAGUGCGACCCUUUUGUCGCGACCUGCCAUAACUAUGUCCGAAGGACCUAAAGAUCAGAAAAGCCGAUGUCCUGCCUCGAAGCAGGUCAUAUCUUGUCCAAUGGCCGUAAAAUAACAAUUUUUUGUUUUUCUUCGGCCACAAUGUCAGUCAAAUCUGAAAUACCGGCAAAAAUCGCAUUUUCGCAAUUCUUCGAAGAUAACACAUGUGCACAGCUAGCUACAGCUAUCUGUUCAAAAUUUCAGUCACCGGUUUUCUCUACAAACGUUUAUCUGGUCCUUAUGGCGAAUUUCAACUCAUACCAAUUAACAAAUUCGCACUAAUCCACCUGAUUAUUCUCAGUAUGGGGAUGGUUUGUUUUCACCCUUUAGCUUGCAGAUGUUUUCCCAAGACUCGCAGCCUUCGACCUCGCAGCCGUCUUUUCACAGGGCUUUUGAACAUGGGCAGCCAAUCCAGCCAUCACCAGUCCCUUCAGUUGCCUCGGGAGGAACAAAAAAGUCCAACCAAAGGGAGAGAUGGGGUUUCGACGAUGAAAAAGUUGGCGCUCUUUUCGCGCGUGAAAUAUUAAGAGUUGACAGUCCGGUUUCAAAUAUCAUUUAAGUCCCACACGUGCGACCUCCAAGACUAAAUGUCGUGACAUAUUUGUGGGACAACAUAUGACGCAACAUAAAAAAAAAGGCCACAGUGCGACCCCUGCCUAAGCUGAAAUGGGCCUGUAAGUUAUCCUACUAUAACUAAAAAAAUUAAUAAGAACAACCUAAAAAAUAUAUGGAAGUUAAUUGGCACCAUUAUAAACAGGAAACCUAGAGGGCACACUGUACCAGCAAAGUUACACUACAAUGGAAAAACCUACACUGGCAAACAUGACUGUCAAUCAGUUCAAUGAGUACUUUAUAAAUAUUGGUCCAAAUUUGGCAUCUACAAUUCACUCAAGUAUAAAACCUGAUGCUUUCCUCCCAGCAACUCAUAGUUCUAGUUUUUUUCUUUCCACGGUGGAUUCAGCACAAGUUGAGCUAGCACUAUCUGGCCUUGAUAGGCACAAAGCCACUAUAGAUAUCCCUAACUAUCUAAUCAAGAUUGCCAGCAAUCUGCUUUCAACUCCCCUCACAAGCUUAUUUAAUGAAUCCAUUGAAUCAGGUAUUGUCCUGGAUAUUUUCAAGAUCUCAAAGGUUACCCCAGCCUUUAAGAAUGGUGCAGUGACAGACCCUGGCAAUUACCGUCCCAUUACUGUCCUCUCUCCGUUUGCUAAAAUCCUUGAAAGACUAGCGUACAAUCAGCUAAGUCAUUUCAUAGAAAAGGAAAACAUUCUUUUUAAACACCAAUUUGGCUUCAGGAAAAAAAAUUAAUUAUUCUACUGAGCAAGGACCUUGAAAAAACUAUAAAUGAGGAAUUCAACCAUCUUCUUAGCUACUGCUCAGCUAAUAAACUUUCUAUAAACUUUAAGAAAACCCACUAUAUGACAGUCUCCUCCCCCCAAAAAAGCAAAUAA